Dibothriocephalus latus is the source of this 486-nucleotide messenger RNA. The record is from the annotation of a GenBank genome assembly. Lineage: Eukaryota; Metazoa; Platyhelminthes; Cestoda; Diphyllobothriidea; Diphyllobothriidae.
AUGGUUCUACUGACGAUUACGGCCAACUGCGUCGUCCUUGCAAUGGAGCGUCAUUUUCCAAUGAAUGACAAAUCACGCCUAACGGAAGCACUGGAACAAUCAGAGAAGUACUUCUUGGGAAUCUUCUGUGUGGAGGCUCUACUGAAAAUAACUGCACUCGGUUUCGUCCUUAACGAAGGGGCCUAUCUGCGGAGCAUUUGGAACAUUCUGGACUUUAUUGUUGUCGUGACUGGACUGCUCGCUUACAUCCUCCCCAACCUCAACCAACCGGCCCUUCGUGCACUGAGAGUCCUGCGGCCUUUAAAACUGGUAACAGGAUUUGAAAGUCUUCAGAUCGUGCUGAAAUCGAUAAUCAGAGCAAUGGCACCCCUGCUGCAAAUUGGCCUAUUGCUGCUCUUUGCCAUCACAAUAUUUGCGAUCAUUGGACUGGAAUUUUAUUCCGGUGGUUUCCACAUGACCUGCUUCGACGAAAGUAAGUAUUUCUGA